This is a messenger RNA of Vollenhovia emeryi, 782 nucleotides long. RefSeq names its product gametocyte-specific factor 1-like. The transcript is spliced from 3 exons. NCBI's taxonomy places the organism in Eukaryota, Metazoa, Arthropoda, Insecta, Hymenoptera, Formicidae. The record is from RefSeq and is a predicted model, not a curated record. Bases 124 to 438 code for a protein of 104 amino acids.
AUUGAUUUCCAUGGUGUCGCUCGUGGACCUCGUGUACCUGUUUUCAACAAUAGACAAGGAACUUGGAGCUCGUUGUAUCCUUAACCUCACUUCUCGCGCUACCGAUUGUUGUAUCUGUAAACAAUGUACAGCAACGACAGCGAUGACGUUCUUUGUUGUCCUUACAACAAGUGUCAUCGCAUACCUAGCACGAGAUUUCAACGACACCUCGUGAAGUGCGAGAAGAACUUCCCGCCCGACUACAAGGUUAUCUGCCCGUACAACGCAACUCAUCGUUUCAGCAAAAGCGAGAUUGUGGAACACAUCACGACGUGUCCCAUGAGAAGGACUGUCGAGGGGAGUUACAUUCAGCAUACGAGUACUCGGAGAGUUGGAGCGGGACAGGAUGAUUCUAUGACCGACUACAACAGCUACUGGGCAAGCGAGGAAGAGGCGUAAGAACCGGAACCCGUUGUCCCUUCAACCUCCGCAUUAACGAGUCAAACCUAUGGGUGGGAGACGAUGCGAAACUAGUUAACACAGCGCGAAUUGGGAGGCGACAGGACAAUGCCACGCUGAAUCAUAUAAGAUAGAAUAUAGAUUACGAUUACACGAACAGAGCGAUCACAAAGAGAUGAAGAAACGAACAUUCAUUUUUAGAUGAAGAAACGAACAUUCAUUUUUAUUUCCCUCCCCCGAGACGAGAGGAUUCGUUAAUGUAGACAAUUUUUCGAAGCAACAUUUACAAGCGGCAAAUAAAGGUUUCUUUUGUGUUUCGCUCAGACGCUUUUAUUUCACAUAAA